AUGCCUUCAUAUGCAAAAUUCAUGAAGGAGUUGCUGUCCAAGAAGAGAAAGUUAGAAAAUGACAAGACAGUCCCUUUGACUGAAGAAUGCAGUGCUAUUUUGCAGAGAAAGCUGCCUCAAAAAUUAAAAGACCCAGGCUCAUUCAGCAUUCCAUGCUCUAUUGGAAAUUGUACAAUAGGAAAAGCUUUGUGUGAUCUUGGGGCAAGCAUCAACCUUAUGCCUCUUGCCAUCAUGAAAAAACUUGGAAUAGAGGAAGUCAAGCCAACAAGCAUCACUCUACAACUUGCGAACAGAUCAUAUACUUAUCCAUAUGACAUGGAAGUGGAUGUCGAUAUUCCUCUAAUAUUGGGAAGACCCUUUUUAGCUACAGGGAGAGCUUUGAUUGAUGUGCAAAAAGGGGAAUUAAUGCUUAGAGUGCAGGAUGAAAAGGUUACCUUUAAUGUUUUUGAAGCACUCAAACAUCCUAGUGACGAUAGUACUUGCAUGAGAGUUGAUAUCUUAGAAUCUAUUUCAUUUCCUCAAUUAAUUGAUAAUGCUAAUGAAUUUUCUAUGUUAAGGGAAAUUAUAGUUGUAGGAAAUUCACAAGAUGCUGUAAAAAGAGAAGAAAAAUUCAUGGAAUAUGUGCAGCAACUUGAAACACUGCCUAUCAUCCCUUUAUCCAAAAAUUCAGCAAGAGAGGAGCUGAAAAAAGAAGAGGAAGAAGAGAAAGUGGAGAAACUUGAGCUGAAGCAAUUGCCAUCUCACUUGAGGUACUCUUUUCUAGAUCAAAGACAUCAAUAUCCAGUGAUUAUAAGCAAUAAUCUUAAGGGAGAUGAAGAAGAAAAGUUGCUGAGAGUUUUAAGGAAUCACAAAUAUGCAAUUGGAUGGCACAUCUCAGAUUUGAAAGGUAUUAACCCAUCCUUUUGUAGACAUAGAAUUCUGUUUGAGGACAACUACAAGCUAGUAGUAUAG
Abrus precatorius (Indian licorice) is the source of this 951-nucleotide messenger RNA. RefSeq lists its product as uncharacterized. Lineage: Eukaryota; Viridiplantae; Streptophyta; Magnoliopsida; Fabales; Fabaceae. Bases 1 to 951 code for a protein of 316 amino acids. The transcript is spliced from 2 exons. The record is from RefSeq and is a predicted model, not a curated record.